CAACAGCGAUUCUUUGCCUAUCGUCACAGCACCGAAGAAGAUCAGCAAAGGAGAAAGAAGAACGAAGAUAAAACAGAAGAAGAAGAUGCAGAUUGCAGACCCUAUUUCGUUCGAUCAAGAGGUAAUGCUGCAAUGGAAUUCUUGAGGUUCAUCAUAUUUUCACUUUAUCCAAUGUCGGAGCAUCUAAGUAAAUUUAUAUGAUGUGAGGUGGACCAUAUUUGUGCCGAGUCUAGCAGUGAGUGUAAGGUGGAUCCUCAAUGGAUCUGGAUUUUCCAGCCCCCGUAAUGGAGUCCAGUGUCACUGUCAGGAAUACAAAUUUAGAGCCUCGAGAUGAUAUGGAAUUUGAUUCAAACGAGGCUGCUUAUGAAUUUUAUAAAGAAUAUGCGAAGUCUGUGGGGUUCGGUACAGCCAAGUUGAGCAGUCGUCGUUCCAGGGCGUCAAAGGAAUUCAUUGAUGCAAAAUUUUCAUGCAUACGAUAUGGAAACAAGCAGCAGUCUGAUGAUGCUAUUAACCCACGACCUUCGCCAAAGAUAGGUUGUAAAGCAAGCAUGCAUGUGAAGAGAAGGCCGAAUGGAAAGUGGUUUGUGCAUAGUUUUAUAAAGGAGCAUAACCAUGAUCUUUUACCAGCCCAAGCACAUUUUUUCCGAAGCCACAGAAAUACAGAUCCACUUAAGAAUGAUGCUAGAAUGCGGAGGAGGAAGAUCUUAGCUGCGGUGUCCAAACAAUAUGGUGCAUAUCAAUACAGUGGUUCUUUGGAGAAUUACAUUCGAAAUCAGCAUGAUAGGGGCCGGAAUUUGACUUUAGAAGCAGGAGAUGCUCAAGUGUUGCUUGAACUUUUUGUGCAUAUGCAGGAAGAAAGUCCAAAAUUUUUCUACUCCAUAGACUUGAAUGAAGAGCAUCGACUGAGGAAUGCGUUUUGGGUUGAUGCCAAAGGCAUGGAUGAUUAUACUCACUUUUGGGAUGUAGUUUCUUUUGACACCACGUAUUUCAUGAACAAAUAUAAGAUACCGUUAGUUUUCUUUAUUGGAGUAAACCAUCAUGUUCAACCCACGUUGCUUGGUUGUGCUUUGAUUGCAGAUGAGACGGUAUAUACGUUUGUUUGGUUAAUGCAAACAUGGAGUUUAUCGAUGGGUGGACGAGCUCCACGAGUGAUACUUACUGACCAAAACAAUGCCAUCAAAGCAGCUAUUGCAACAGUUUUUCCGGACACACGGCAUUGUUUUUGUCUGUGGCAUGUAUUGGAAAAGAUACCUAGGCAGCUGGAUUAUUUGGGCUUGUGGCUUGAUUCUUUUAUGGAAAAAUUUGAUAAAUGUGUUUACAAGUCAUGGAAUGAGGAACAAUUUGAAAAGAGGUGGUGGAAAUUGAUUGACAGAUUCAAUCUCAGAGAGGAUGGAUGGAUACAAUCAUUGUAUGAAGAUCGCAAAAUUUGGGUGCCUGCUUUUAUGAGAGAGAUAUCCUUUGCUGGUUUAUCUACGGCUUCUCGAUCUGAAAGUUUGAACUCAUUUUUUGACACAUAUGUCAAUGGAGAAACAUCGUUGAGAGACUUUAUCGAACAAUACAAAGUAGUCCUUGAAGAUAGGUAUGAAGAGCAAGCCAAAGCAGAUUUUGAUGCAUGGCAUGAAACACCGGAAUUGAAGUCUCCUUCACCUUUUGAAAAACAAGUGUCAUUAGUGUACAGUCAUGAAAUUUUCAAGAAGUUUCAAGUUGAGGUUUUGGGAGCAGCUGCAUGUCAUCUUAAGAAAGAAAAAGAAGAAGCAAGUACUAUAACAUAUUCUGUUAAAGACUUUGAAGGCAAUCAAGAUUUUAUAGUUGAAUGGAAUGAAUUGAAGUUGGAUAUAUAUUGUUCAUGCCGUUUAUUUGAAUUUAAAGGAUAUCUUUGUAGACAUGCUAUUUUGAUUCUCCAAAUGUCUGGUGUUUUCUGUAUACCGUUUAAAUACAUACUGCAAAGAUGGACAAAUGCUGCUACAAGCAAGCAUUCCAUUAGUGAAAGAUUGGAUGAAGUACAAUCUAAGGUUCGUCGCUACAAUGAUUUAUGUCGACGAGCAAUAAUAUUGGGUGAAGAGGGGUCUCUUUCUCAAGAGAGUUACAAUGUUGCAUUGGAUGCCAUUAAAGAAGCUUUGAAGCAAUGUGCCAAUGUGCAUAACUUGACUGCGGGUGAGAGACCUGAUACGCCAGUAACUCUUGCAAUUUGUGGUACCAAGGAAGAGAAUCAUGGUGGCGCUUCAUCAUUUAAAGAGCAGGUGCCUAGUUUUGCAGUGAACAAGACGAGCAAGGCUUCUAGGAGGGCAGGGUCUGGUAAAGAAAAAGCAGCUAAUGAUAAUAAUGCAAACAAAAAAGGGAAGCUUAUGGCAGAGGCAGAAGUUUCAAGUUUUGGGGCACAAGGCAGCUUUCAUCAAAUGGAACUGCCUAACAUGAGGCCAACACAGUUACAUGAUGAGGUGCCAGCACAAUUACACGAUGUAGUACCAGCAUUAUUUCAUAAUGUGGGAUCAACACAGUUUCAUAAUGUGCCACCGCCGCAUUUGCAGAGUGCGCGGCUUCCUCAUUAGCCCGAAGUCCUGAAUGUACAGGUUUGUAGAGAUUGAUUGUUGUAGUGAUACCAAGUUUUGCACAUGUCCAAAAUUGAAAAGAUCCAUGUAAGAUGGUUGCUAGUAAACAUGUUCUAUGCUUCUUUACUCAAUCAACUGGCUUCAGUUUCAUUUUUUGUGAAGGCUUUCACUCUUUGUAUGGGAGUUUCAUUUAUGAGUAGGAUUGAUCUUGUUGGCCUGGGACAUCCUACCUUAUUUUGCAAACAGACCCUUACAAAAAUUGUUGAAAGCAAGUGAUAUCACCAGAAGGUUAGACUUGUUUGGUGAUGUAUUGGAGGAACAAGAGUAAUGGAGCUGAAGGUUGUGGAUUUAAACAUGGAAUUUAAGAGCUCUCCCCAAGGUGAAAAAAGGAAGCGUUG
Ilex paraguariensis (yerba mate) is the source of this 2947-nucleotide messenger RNA. The record is from the annotation of a GenBank genome assembly. Lineage: Eukaryota; Viridiplantae; Streptophyta; Magnoliopsida; Aquifoliales; Aquifoliaceae.